Messenger RNA from Canariomyces notabilis, 348 nucleotides. RefSeq lists its product as uncharacterized. The transcript has a single exon. The record is from RefSeq and is a predicted model, not a curated record. Bases 1 to 348 code for a protein of 115 amino acids. Lineage: Eukaryota; Fungi; Ascomycota; Sordariomycetes; Sordariales; Chaetomiaceae.
AUGUCGUCUUUUGCCGCUCGACCCAACUCGACAAACCCGCGCCCAGGCAGUACUAGCUUCCUAAGGGCACCCAGAGGGAGCAAUCCCCUUCCGCCACUGAGGUCAGCCACCACAGGCGGCCAUGCACGUACUCCGAGUGGCUACAGCCCACGCCCCCGGGCGUCGUCAUCAUCCUCGUCUGGCGUCAACGGUGCCACGAAGACACAGGUCAACCAGACUUUCGCGAUCAACAUGAUGGCCAGCCCGGUCAACCCCCUGCCCUUUCCACUGCCCAUACCCAUCGGCAUCGCCAUGCUCCUCAGUCCCUCAGGCAACAAUACCUCGAAUCAUUCACCUCCGAGGCGGUAG